CUAGACGGUGUGGAGAGAAAGUCACAGAGGACACGUCCAUUUUUGGAGAAUCCAGCCGUCUUCAAAUUGUUUGACAUUCCUACACUUUAGCUUCAAGACAAACUCUGCUCAAGGUCAUAAAACACUAGACUGCCAUUGACGUCCCAAGAGUGGUCCGGAGCAGAAGCUUCUGUAGAACAUCCCAUCAAGAGAUUGCGAAACCAACAUGCUGGUUGCAGCACAUGCUUAGGUUUAAAAUCUAAAACCUCAGUGCUCCUUGAUACCAUCAUACCAAUACAGAAAAUCACGUACUUGAAACAUGCAGUUUCCUACGAUGCUGGACGAGGAAAAUGCCACUAUGAGUUUUAACGUCCCAACACCCAAGUCGCUUAACAACAAUGAUGAAGUCACUGAGCAAAUAAGAAAUUGGAUCCAACUGGACGUCGGUUCAAAAUUUCACGAAAAUGCCGUCAAACACAUCGAGUCGGUUGUGAAGCGACAACUUUCCUGUUUGGAAACGACUUUAGUCGAAAGACAAUACGUUAAAGUCGUAUUAGAAAUGUGGCUGAGAAAGAGUUUACAAAACGCUGUCAAUUAUCUAAAUGAUCAAACGAUUGAUUUCAGCGUGAAAAUGCCCAAGAUAUUGAAAGAAUUGAAUUCCAUCAAUUCAUUUGAAGGGAUUGGACUCAAACUAAAGGAAGGGACAUGCCAACUAAAAGAUCUAUCUGGCGAAGAUCGUCAAUAUAUAACAUUAAUAAUCGAUCAGAUAGAUCUUUUCAAAAACACACCUCGUUUCGCGGCCCUUGUCGGCAGCUAUUUCCAGCAGUUUAAGGCAUUUUGCAUUGGCAAAGUCUUUUCCAGAUGUCUAGAUGACAUAGCGAAAGAUCAAAUUGACAGCAAAAAAAACUGUGAAGUUAUUCUUGCACUAAAUGCACUCUUGGAGGUCGCUGGUGAAGACGUAAGAAAUCAAAUCAUUUUGGAGACAAAUUUGGUGGAAAAUGAUUUCACAGACCUCAAUAACGAAAACGGACAAGAAUUAAUCCAUAAAAUGUUGGAAAUCUUUGCAAGUUGCAGGGAUGCAACUGAAAACGAAUCCCUUGAACGGUUAGAUCGAUUGAAAACGGAAAAGGCAUGGGCACCGAAAUUGCAAGUUCUGGUCAAAGAGACGUGCAAGACAUUCUUAUUACCUAAAACUACGAUCGAAGUCAAGGAUGAGUAUGGAAGAAAAAUAAUAUUCAUUAAAGGCGCCUUUGUGUUUGUCAGCAAAAUGAUCGAAGAAAUGAAGCGAUUAAAAGAAAAAUAUCCAGAGCUGCAAGAAAUCCAGAUUGUUGGGCUAUCAUCCGUUCACGUCGAUUGCCACCUAGAGAACGAAACCUGGCACGGAACGAACGUGGGAAUCGUUACGGAUAAGAUCGUUGUGGAUUACGAAGUUUGCCGGAAAUGCCAGCAAAAUAACGCCCAAGCAAAAGAAGAAACUACCAUGAGGAAUGCGACCAGUGAUGUUGCGAACAACUUCUCCGUCUGUUGGGAUGUCUCUGGCGUAAACGGUGAACCUGGUCAACCGGGUAAGAGUGGCGGUAACGUUAACAUAAUUUGUAACGAGAUAAUCGACGCCGAACGAUGGAAGAUUAUAUCAGAUGGAGGCAAAGGAGGUGACGGACAGAACGGAAGUAACGGGGAAAGCAAAUCAGACGGAAGGCCUCGCAAGUGGUCCAAAGAAUGUUUCAAAAAAUUUUUCCCUUCCAUGUCAACAUUCGAUAAUGGAGAACAAACAACUGACAUAGCUCCAGAAGAUACAGUAAAAACGGUUCUAACGAACCUAAUGGACCUGUUGCCAGUUGAAAAUCGAACAUAUGGCAAAGAUAUCCGACCAGACUACCGAGGUACUUUUUUCAUCGAAGGCACUGCGAAAGAUGGCAGUAAGAUCAGUUUGUCGUUCUAUCAGUCAAAGACAAAACGACACACACUCAUCUUCUGCCAAGGAAGCAACAUCGGACAAGGUGGAUACGGAGGCACCAUCAUUUUUGAAUUCAUCGCAGGAAAAGACUCGUUUGCAAUAGAAUCGAGGGUUCCAGUCGUCGGUAAGGACGAUCGUCGACCAAGGGCUGUGCGAAUGGGUGUCUACGAGGCAAUGGGCUAUGAUGGCGAAAUGGGAACACCUGUAGGUGACGUUGCGUUCAUCCACAGCCUCAACACUACCAAGUCAUCAGCAAACCAGAAUCUAACAGGUCAUUACAUCGGCUUCGAAAAUAAUGUUAGCCUUCGGAUGGAACGCAACCCUACGAAACCUACAAGGCAGCAAAACGAUCCUGAGAAUUACUACACAAAACUAAGCAAAGAGCAAUAUGCGUCGAUUGUUUACCGUCGUUUACCCGCAUACGGCCAAGUCCAGCCACUGCAUUCGACAGUAGUAAAUGCCACAAAAAAGAAGGUCAUCGUUCGCCAAAGUCUUGCGCAGCACGUUUUUCAAGUGGACGAGCGGAAGCAGAUGUUAAAAUGCCUCCAAGAAAGAUUAUUCAGCAACUGGGAGAAAGAAAAAUUUGCUGACAAUGUCGACUUAUUAGUCAGCCAAAUGAGAGACAAGGAAACUCAGCUUCAUCAGUUGAUGUCGCAGUGCAGUCGGGGCCUCGACAACGUUGGAUCAGUGAGAUUCGUUAAGUCCGCAAAAACAAACUGGAAUCUGAAAUCGGAUAUGAUUAGCGUUUCAGACACCUCGCAUUCUUUAAGCGGUCGACGAUCAGUUGGACGUCGUCCGGUCGAUUUCCGGAAAAAACCACCGGUCGACGUCAGGUGCCUUGAUAUGCUGGCAACAAUGAGCGGCGUCAAUAGCGCUAUACACAGCAUUUACGGUCAGAUGAAUUCUAAUGGGAUGUAUAUUUGCGACGACGUGAUUAUAGCGUGGCUUCGCACUUCUCUCGCUACAUUCAUCCGCGAAAAGAAAAAUAGGGCUAAAGUUUCGGGUUUCAUCAAGCAGUUUGUACUACGUGUACGAAAGAGUGAUGUACUAGAUUGUCCCGUCGCCAAUGAUGUGAAAGUUGCAUAUUUCAAGUUCCGACGGACGAACAGCGAGAAAAGUGAAUUCAACUGGCAGAGUGCAACAGAAUUUGAGGACUUAUAUGAGGAAUACGCUAAAUUUGUUGAGAAGCCAUCAAACCCAGUGGAAUCAGCCGAAUUGGAAAUGCUAGCAAUCAUCGAUGGUUUGAAGACCAUCCAUGUUUACACCGAUCAAUCAUCAUCGUUCAAGUACAAGCAAUCCUUAAAAUCUGUGUUGCCUGAAGACUGUGUUCCCGUUCACUACGUUCUUCACAAAGAAAAUGGAGAAUUUCAAAGAGUCGAACCAAACAUAAUAAUGAAAGAUUUCUGCAUGAUAUAUGACGAUGAUCUGUUUGAAUGUCCGCCCAUCCAAAGUAAAUACUUCUGCGAAUUUUUGGACUCUCUUGAAAAACACGGCGCUAACCAACAGGUCAUCGCUUCAAUGAAGAGGCUCAACCCUGCAAACGGUGAUACACCGGAUAAGUUGUUUCGGUUGCUUCUCAAACAUUGCCGGCGAAAUGACGAAAAUCCAGACGAUUCCGAUGUGAAAUUAUUUGUAAACCUAUAUUCUAUUGAUCUUUGCUGGUUGGCUGAAUGGAUAGAAGAACACAAUAGUCGAAAUCUAAGUCCCAUCUUCUACUUGAAUAUCGUCAAAGCUGGACUACCCGUCGACUGGAUACGCGAUUUUUUAAUGCUUGAAAUUUGCGAUCGGUUUACGGAGGAUGAUUCUGAUGUUCGUACUAUCCGCUCUAUAAAAGAUUGUGUGAAGGAUAUAGUCAAUGGAAUGCCGUCUCUGGUGCCUCUAUUACGCAAAUUGAUUGCCACAUCCGACAGCUGUUCCGCACUACAACCCCAGAAUUUAUUGCGACUCCUGGAAUUGAUAGCAAAGGAUCUCAAACAAGGUGACGGAAUUACAAGUCAGCAAUUGCCGGAGCUCCAACUGCUGCCUCUCAGCGAUUGGUUUUACCAUUUAAAAAGUAAAAGGUGGGAAAGAAGAAUCAAUCUGCUGUCCAUCAGCGAUUUGAAUACUGAAAAAGAGAAUAAAAAACUAAAAAAAGAGGCCGUUUACUUGUUACUGGAACUCGAAUCCCAAAAUGAUGAAGAUCAUUGUGACAAGUUAUUAAAAGAAGUUAAGGAAUUGAAGACUGCUGUUAUUCUUUUGCAAGACGCCCUGCAUUCGAAAGCGACUCCUAGUCAAGAAUAUGACGAAAGAAACAUUGACGAUAUCAUCGAGAAGAUGAAAAUAGAUGUGCCUCAGGAUAAUGAGUCAGACAUAAACAAAUCAUAUCACACGAGCUUGGCUGCAGUGGAAAAAAACGUGAAAGACUCUAAAUCAAUGUCAGACCAAAUGAAGAAAUCUGACGAACAAGAAUACAAGCUAUCUGAGGAAAGAAUUAAGAAACUGAUCAAGCAAUGGCAGAAAAAUGGUUUAGAACUGAACGAUGAAUCAGUUGUUGAUUUUGUCUACGUCUACGAUUACGCCGUACAGAAGACGUGCACGAAGAAAGGAGACAAACAAAUAUUUCAACUACGUGACACCCAGAGAGUGACGAUCAUGGCAUUGCUGCUGAAAUCAGAAAAAAAAAUCACGUUAACGCAAGUGUCAACUGGGGAAGGCAAAUCACUGAUUGUCACUGGUGUCGCAAUUGCGUUUGCCCUUUGUCGAAACAAAGAAAAAAAGAACAAGAAAAUUGACGUUAUUACAAGCAAUGACGUGCUGGCUCACCGUGAUUCUGCAACGUCGGUGGCUGAUGGUGGGCUGCGGGACCUUUAUGAAUAUUUUAAUGUAAGCGUAGCAAACAAUUGCAGUCAAUGGGUGGACGAACGAGCCCUAGCCUACAAUGCAGCAGUCGUUUAUGGACAAUUGGCGAAUUUCCAGCGAGAUUAUUUACUGGAUACGUUUUACGGCCAUAACAUACGCGGUGACCGCACAAUGGACCUCAUUGUUAUUGAUGAAGUCGAUUGCAUGUUGCUCGAUCGCGGCAACAAUGUGCUCUACCUAUCGCACGACAUCCCUGGCAUGGAGAUGCUGGAAUCUCUGUACGUUUUCAUUUGGGAGAAAAUACGCAGCUCUUCAAUCGAUUCGGAUAAGCUAGCAGUACAAGAAUUAGUUAAAUCUGCUGUUCUCCACGACCUGUAUGGUGUUAUAAGUAAAGACGAUUUGGAGUCCAUUUCUGAUUUCCUGAAAGACAAGCCAUCGGAAAAGAAUGCACUAUGGGAUCACUUAAUUGAGACAAAAGUCAUCAACUCACAGGGACAUUUGCUGAUAGAAGGCAAUAUUGAAAACAUCAAAUUUAAGCCACAAAUGGAUCCCAAGAUUCGGUUUUAUCUUCGUAGCGUGGCUAAACGUGAACGGAAUAUUCAAAUACCUACGCAUUUGAUGUCAUUUGUCGAACUUCAUAUUGACACUUGGAUAAAUAAUGCCAUGAAAGCAUUGGAACUGCAACGUGAUGAGGACUAUGUCGUCGAUCAAGACCGAACAGACACCAGCCCAGAUCUCAAUCCUCAAGUGAUUAUCAUCGACAAGGACACGGGGAUCGAUCAGAUCUCGUCGCAAUGGGAUGGAGCACUGCAUCAGUUUAUUCAGCUAAAAGAAGGCUGCAAGUUGACGUCACAAAGUCUAAAAGCCAGUUUCGUUGUGAACUCGAUAUAUAUCCAGACUUACGUAAAGGUGGCAGGAGUUUCAGGUACCCUGGGAUCCAAAACAGAACAAUUGUUUAUGCAAAACAAAUACGAAAGCUGUCAGUUUGUUAUUCCCACAGCUUUCAAGAAACGUUUCCACCUGAAACCGACGCAAGUCUUUAAAUCAAAGGCCCACUGGCUCCAUGCCAUCGUCAAAGAAGCACGACAGAUUAUUCCUCCUGGCCAUAAAAAUAAAGCUCGUUCCAUCGUCAUCUUUUGUCAAUCAAUCCAAAAUGUGAACAUUGUCCACAGUUAUCUAAAAAACGCUGUGAAGUCGGAGCUCAAUGACAACCACAUCCAUUGCUACACACGUGAUUAUGAGAAGUUUGCUUUCGAAGGCAAAUCCCUUGAAGUCGGUCACGUGAUCAUCGCCACUAACUUGGCGGGUAGAGGUACAGAUAUAAAAAUAAGCGAGCAAUUGAAAGAGAACGGAGGUCUACACAUCUGUCUGACUUUUUUGCCAAAAAACGAACGGAUUGAAGAACAAGCGAUGGGGCGUUCAGCUAGGAAUGGAGCACCUGGAAGCGGAGUCUUCCUCUUGUACGAAGAGUCGUCUUCAGGAAAAAAAUGGGGUUCCGAAAAAUGGUUCAGCAUGAAAGAAGAGCGUCAUUGGAAAGAAAGACUACGGAUAUCCUGUUUAGAAGACGAAUUUGAUAGCAUGGAAAUGGAUCGAAGUUUUUUUGAGGAAUUGUUGGAUUAUUACACUGAACUGAAACGAGAACUGAAAAGCCAAAAACGUGAAGAUCAGGAAAUAAAAACACUUUCCGACAGUGUGCUGGACAAAUGGGCUUUGUGGCUUGACCAAAGUGGGGACCCUAUAAGUAUGACCUGUUUCUAUUUUGUUGAUUUUCUCGGUAAAUUUCCUGCUGGACUUGGAUUGCCAGAAUUCAAAAGGACCGACACCAAUUGGAUGACUCCAAUUCGUUCUCUUGCCAUGGCCAAACAUCUGGCUGUACAAAAGUCAUCUCAGUCUCAGUCGACGGCAGUUGAAAUUCUGAAUCGAGUCAUCGCUUCAAAGGAUGGUUCUUUGUAUCCAGCUGCUCAUUACUACCUUGCUUUCAUUUUGUUUGAAGAGGAUUUUGAGGAUAACAAAAACAAAUUCAUUCAAAUUUUGCAAACGUGUGAAACUAUUUUGAACAAUCACAUAAACAUGCACUUGUCCUUUUAUCGCAAAGUCGCCCAUGCAGCGCCUGAGCAAACCCCGUCGUUCUGCGUCGUCGACGCCUAUAAACAGCAAAAAAACAAUAUGGUGAAGAUCCUCGAAUAUUUCAUCGGUUCCGUCCGGGCUUUACUUGGCAGUCAUUAUUGCUCAGCCUCUAAUCUCAAGGAAGCUGGGCGAGAUCCCCCCGAAAAACUUGGAGUCGUCAAAAUGAAAAUGAAAGAAGCUGAAACAUUCAUACAGAAAAAAAUUGCUUCCCAUAUCCCGCGUUUUCAGAAAAAAAGGAAACCAAAUGAUGAACCUAAACGCCACAAAAUUCAUCCCGAAAAAGCGGACAAACUCUUUCAAUCGCUGGUCAAAGAAGAGUUCAUCACCUGUCAGCUCAACGACAUUCAUACAGUCCCUAAUCGGAACGCCAUCAUUCAGGAAGUAGCCGACGAAUACGGAAUCAAGAAUUUGUUAGAAAAUUUAGAGUCCGUCUUUGGGGAGAACUUAAUUGAGGAGCAGAUCGAGACAAAACUCAAAAAAAAAAAUUUGAUUCCGUGCACGAGAAAGGCGUUUUGGGAGAAGUUGAAGAAAGCAGGUGCACUAGAAGCGGUGAAAGGUGGAUUGUGCUCUAAGAUGAAAUGCGUCAUCAUGUUGGAAUCCGAAUGCAAUGUCGAACCAAGUAAACCGAACAGCCAAAAACUCGAUCGAGAUAGACGGAUCAACAUUGAAGACUUUAAGUUUGGAUUGGAUUCUUUCGAUGAGCACAACUGUCUAAACGUGCUGUACAACCCAAUUUACGACAGCAUGAGUGACUUAUUGAAGCAGAAGAAAAUCAUGUUCAGCAAAGAGUACGUUAAAAAACAACUCGGCGAAGAAGAGUAUCGACGCCGCAAGGAGAAAUUUGAAUCCAAUCAAAUUGCACAGCUUAACCUCGACAAACUUGACCUCGACAAACUUGAAAGGGUCAGUUUGAAAUUUUCUGACCCGUUGGGGAAGCAUGAUUUGGAGCGAAUCAACAUAAAUUCUAGUGGCGAGCAGGAUGGCGUUUGGAAUGCGCUAGUUGAUCAGAAAAUCAUUGACUCAAAUGGAAAAUUAUUGCCCAACUUCCAAAAAUUCAGUUAUCCAGAAUGUCCAGCUUAUGAGAAACCUGUCAUGCGUAUGAUUGGGAGAACUUUUGUGGCUGAAAUAGUCAAAAGUCAAUGGCUAAGGCUAAAGGCUGACAAAAAUCCCAAUUGUUUGAAAGCCAUAAAUUUGCUACCAUUGAAACCCUAUCGAGAUAUGCUUGGCGAUUUGAUGGCUGCCCACGUCAUAUCUGGUGCUCGAGUGACGGAAAAUACAAAACUCAUCGAGGAGAAAACUAAUGCACUUGAAGACAAAGACGAGGGUGCAUGUGUUCGCAAGUUUCUGAAAAACCGCCAAGCUGUUUAUGCUCCCAAGAUGAAAAAAUAUGACGUUUAUCUUGACUUGAUCGAAAUGGAUAUUCGAAAGAUUCCAAACACCGAGAACAUUUCUACGGAACUUCAUAGUUUCGAUCUCGUAGGGUUCAAUCACGUCAUUGACAUUAAGGAUCGAGAAAUGUCAUGGAAAACAUACCUGAGAGCAAUUGGGGCCGGUGCUGUUGGUAUCGCUUCGAUUGGUGGUGGAGUUUUCUUGAUUCACGAAAAACUACUAUCCAUUGGACUAAGCAAGAAUUUAUUGUUCAUGGGAGGAGCAUCAGACAUUUUGUACGCCAUAACGGCCAUCCUGACGCGCAGCAACUUCACGUGGGCCGAUUACACUCGUCAAAGGCUAAUGAGUGCCAUAGGAAAGGCAGAACCCAUGGACAUGAUCAAAACAAUUUUCAAAUUGUACAGUUCAACUGAAAACGCUGAUUUCAGAGAGGCAAUUCAAUUGGCCGUCGGCGAGGAAAGAUGGAAACGACAAGGCAGAAGUCAAACAGACAGAGAUGGUGAAGUUCCAUCAGGCGGAACUCUAGAGAGGAUUGGAUUGAAGAAACACAAAACCGAGUUUUACUUCCACAGCCAACUCCAUUAUCUUUUACAAGAUUUUGGCAUCUUUAUACAUGGAAAAACAAAGAAAUGCCUCGCCAAAAACUUGAACGAAAUCCGAGAAAGACUGACCCAAUUCAAACAUCUUCCCGGACUCGAAACAUCCCAGCAUUUGGUUAGAGAGAAGAUGAAUAAAUUUAUUUCUGAUUGGGCUACAGAAGGACACAAGUGGGUCAGUGAAAUCACCACUGCCAUGACUUCAAAACUGGACGAGAUUCAUAUGGUCCUCCAACAAACAGGAGAAAUUCCAUUGACACAAGAAAUAGCUGAUGAAGGGAUCCGCGAAAUGGAACCGAUUUUCCAUGACUAUGAGGUGCGAAUCAGAUUGAUACGCGUGACUGUCACCUGCAUUAGCGAAUUUCUAUCAGACCUGAAGAAUUAUGACAAGCCCAAAGUUGCAAGAGCUGAAGACAUCGGCGUAAAGGAAGCAUUUAAGCGUUUUCAGGAAAGGAUGCUGGCUGACAUAGAGGCUGAGCUGGAAAGACAGGUGGACAAGAUUCUGGACUCUUUGAGGGAAAAAAUUCAUCGAGUCGCCUCUAACCAAGUCUCUAAUUUAGCCAAUAUUAAUUCGGAAAUAUUCACCACUUUUUUGCAGUUUACUUAACCGAAGUUGAAUGUUCAAAAAUUUUCGAAUUGUCUAAUUGCGCACUGUGAGAGGACGACAAAUAUUUUCAAACACUUUGGGAUUUUCAGCAAUUAUAGCUUUUCACUUGAUUUAUUCGGGGAGUAUUCCUUAUAGAGCUUUUUUUUUUAAGGGAAUCAAUAUUACAUUUCAUUUAAUCCUGUUUGGACACUGAACUGAUUUUUGUUAUCAACUUUCCUUUUCUUUUCUUCAUUUGUUUUACUUUUUAUAUACCACGUAGUGUGUUAUUUCCAUUAUGCUCCAUCGAGUUGAAUACAUAGAAAUUUUAGUUCAAA
Daphnia magna is the source of this 9807-nucleotide messenger RNA. RefSeq lists its product as uncharacterized. Bases 299 to 9493 code for a protein of 3064 amino acids. Gene Ontology annotation, molecular function: ABC-type protein transporter activity; ATP binding. Lineage: Eukaryota; Metazoa; Arthropoda; Branchiopoda; Diplostraca; Daphniidae. The transcript has 5 exons. Gene Ontology annotation, biological process: protein import; protein targeting. The record is from RefSeq and is a predicted model, not a curated record. Gene Ontology annotation, cellular component: membrane.